This is a messenger RNA of Xenopus laevis (African clawed frog), 5047 nucleotides long. It is a transcript of the gene tdrd1.L, whose product is annotated as tudor domain containing 1 L homeolog. Gene Ontology annotation, cellular component: P granule. The coding region runs from base 194 to 3634 and encodes 1146 amino acids. Lineage: Eukaryota; Metazoa; Chordata; Amphibia; Anura; Pipidae. The record is from RefSeq and is a predicted model, not a curated record. Gene Ontology annotation, biological process: P granule organization; spermatogenesis; piRNA processing. The transcript has 25 exons.
UAGCGGUGCCAGGGCCUCGUCCACAUCCGCGAGUUCCUGCAGCGCCAGAGAACUUUGUGACUGCGCAUGCGUACUACUCAGAUUGCUGCGCGUCUUGCGCUGGGAAGUGGCGCGUUGGGAGAGCGGAAGUGCGUAGUGAAGAGAAAGUGGUCUAGUGGGAGGUGUUGGUGAAAGGAGAGACAUCGGUAUCAGGAUGACCCAAAGGGUCCAUCGAGUCAACGAGAUGCAAAUUGGAGCUCAGCAACCUUCCUUGAGGUGCCCUCGAUCCUUCCCCCCAUUCACCAACGGGGCCACAAAAAAUGAUGGAUCUGAAGGCAUCCCAGACAAUUCUAAAGGAAAAGAGAAAAAGAACAUUUGUGGUCCAAAUAUGGAUGUCAAGGAACCUUUACUGAAGCCCAGACGAUCACAAUCAUCCUCUGAAAGUAUCCUGUCUAUUGGCUAUGAGCCCACUCUCUUCAAUUCCAUCAAGCCUAUUGCUCGACCCACCAGUUGUAAUCACUGCGGUUUGUAUGGGUCUAGGAGAUGCUCCCAGUGCAGACAGGCAUACUACUGCUCUGCCGAUUGCCAGAGAAAGGAUUGGUCAGCACAUUCUGUAUUCUGCAAGCCAUUGGCCGCGAAAGAACAGGGUGCUUGCAGGUCUCCCACUGAAAGAGGAGAGCAGAUUGUGCAACGCCGGACUGAAGCAUCACCCGUUAGCACCUCCCCCAAGACUGAAGAGAUUUUACGGAAAAUCACAUUCUCCGAUCUACAAGAAUCUGGACUGAAAGAGGGGAAGGAGUCUCAGGGCUUUGUCUUGGAUUUUUUAAGUCCCAGUAAGUUCUACAUUCAAGUAUGUACCACAAAAUCAGUGGAAUCUCUCGUCAAAGUAUCAACGUUAUUGAAAGAGAUCUACACAAAACCUGAGAACUUAAAGAAAGGUUAUACACCUGCCAUUGGGGAGAUUUGUGUGGCCAAAUAUGCUCAAGAUCAGAACUGGUACAGGGUGAUGGUGCACAGUGUUGAUGAUCAGAUGAAGAUGGCGCAGGUCUUCUACCUUGACUUUGGGAAUCUGGAGACCGUUUCUAUGAAUGAUGUGCAACAAAUGCACAAAGAUGUAGAGCUCAUCCCCCCUACUGCAAUAAAAUGCUUCUUGGCCAAUAUUGCUGCGCCGCCAUGUGGUUGGACCCCAGAGUGCCUAGUAGAUGUCAAGAAACUGCUCUUGGGGAAGAAAGUCACCUUCACUGUCCUUCGAAUUGAGCAGGAAGAACCCCCAAUAUAUGGGGUGGAUGUUACUUUGCCUAGCUCAGGUGAACGUGUGGGUAAAUAUCUGUUUGAUAAGGGCUAUUGCUUCUCUCCAGAAGUUAAAAGCAAGAUGAAGAGGAGCAGCUCUGAAACAGAUUCCAUUUUGGACAAAGCUGCAGAACCAGAACAAUCUUCCACAGAUCUUCCACCAACACUGAAAGCAGUCUCCGUUUCUGUAGGAGAUGUUUUCAAUGCAGUGAUCACAGAUAUCCAGACUCCGAGCAGAUUCUAUUGCCAGCAAUUGAAGAAUGGAGAGCAACUGGCAGAGCUGAUGGAGAGCAUGGAAAAACAUUAUAAAGCAGCACCUGUCAGCCCGGGAUUUUCUCCAACUGCUGGGGAGAUUUGUGCUGCUCUGUUUACAGAAGACAACCGCUGGUAUAGAGCCACUGUCCUGGACAGGGUGUCAGAAGAUUCAGCCCUAGUUGGAUAUGUCGACUUUGGGAAUCUGGAACUCUUGCCUGUCUCCAGGCUUCGUCCCAUUCCAGCCAGAAUGCUGGCAUUGCCUUUACAAGCCAUUCAGUGCAGCCUGGCAGGGGUAAGACCCACCUCCAAGAAAUGGACCAAGGAAGCCGCAACUGAAAUGGCAUCUCUUGUGGCAAACAAGAUGAUAGCUGUUCGAGUUGCUACUGAGACUGAGGAACAUUUGAUGGUGCAGCUGCUGGAUGGAUCUGUAAAUCCUGAGCUGGACAUUGCUAGGAAACUCAUACAAGCAGGCUUAGCUGUGGAUGAAGGGUCAAGCUGUGCUGUAGCUUGCUCUGGUGGAGAACUGAUGGACGAUAGCUGUACUAAACGCAGACAGUGGACACCGGUAGAACUGCCUAUUGGAUGCAAUGUUGAUGUUUCUGUGUGCAUGUUCUACAGUCCUGAUGAAUUCUACUGCCAACUCUGUAACGAGAAAGAUACCAAGUCCCUCGAGGAAGUGAAUCGGUCGUUGGGACAGCAUUGUCUGAUGAGUUUGUCAACAAAAUGUAAUCCAAGGGCAGGAGACAUUUUUUGUGCCUUCUUUUCAGGUGAUGGGAAUUGGUACCGAGCCAUGGUAAUAGAUGUUGAGCAGAAAACAAUUAAGGUUCGCUUUAUGGACUAUGGAAACACAGAGGAACUACAAGCCGACAAGCUGUGCGACAUUCCACCCAAAUUCUUGGAGCUUCCUUUCCAAGCAGUUAGAUGCAGUUUGGCCGGUGUGAAGCCUGUCAGAGACAAGUGGGACAGAGACUCCAUUAUUGCCUUUCGGACCAGUGUAGCAGGAGUAAAGCUCAAAGCAAAAGCUGUCAGCAAGAUAGAUAGUGGCUACAGAGUGGAGCUGGUGGCCAGUGAUUCUGGGAGCAGUGUAAGUGAAGCUUUGGUUGCAGAGAAGGUAGCUGUGCGUGAUACUGCCCAGGAGGUUGGAGAAGCAGGGGAUGGGCACCCAACAAAGCAAAAAAUUACAAGCAGGGCUGAAAAUAUCUUGAUGGAUGGAUCAGGGGAUAAAAGUCCUCAAAGCACCAAAGCGCAUGCUCCAAAGUUCCAGGAUAAUAUAGAGUCUCUUCAGGCCAAUUCUACCCCUACCAAGGAGAAAGAGGUUUGUGUGAGAAGCCCCUCCAGAGAAGACUCAUUGGACAAAGCCAUUGAACCCCCACUAGGAGCAGAAAUGAAAGAAUCCAGUGUGUCUCGUCGUUGGACAUCGAUAGAGCUGCCAUUACAAGAUGCCGUGCAAGCUCUGGUGCUUUGUGUCAUAAGUCCUGACUUGUUCUACGCCUUUCCCAAAGAAAACCGAGUGGAUGUUGGGAAGCUCCAGCAAACAAUGAUAGAGAUGGCCACAUACUGCAGCGCACAGUCCGACAGUCAGAAUUUCAGGCCGACAGUUGGUGACGCUUGUUGUGCCAGGUUCACAGGGGACAGCCAGUGGUACAGAGCCAUUGUGUUAGACACUUCCGAAUCGGAAGCCCAAGUUGCUUAUGCAGAUUAUGGCAAUACUGAAAGCCUUCCAUAUUCUUGCCUUGUUGCCAUAAAGGAGAGUUUCCUGGAUCCUCCAGUCCAGAUCAUUAAAUGUUGUCUUGCAGGUGUGGAGCAUGUUGAUGAGAAAUGGAUGCCAUCCACCACUAGACUUCUUCAGAGCCUGCUGCUGGGAUGUGAGCUUACUAUCACUACACUGUCGCUGCAGACUGGGAUACACUCUGUGGCUGUAGAAAAGAUGACGGAAACUGGAGCUCUGCUGGUACAAAAUAAAUUAAUUAGUGAAGGCCUGGCCAAGCAGUGCAACCCAAGGGCCAAUAAGAACCAAUGCAAAGAGCGAGAGGAGUGCUGCUGCCAAGACCUUCGAAUACGAGUUGAGAAAAUGGAAGCGACCCUUCUGCACCUUAUGAAUAAGCUGUAACUGCCGACUCCACGAAACUAAGAACUCGUGCAGCUUCUUCAGGCUGUGUCUGUUCAGAACAUGCAUCUUCUGCUCUGAUCCUGCACUUCACUCCCACCCACCCCCUUUUUAUUUCUAAGAUAUGCUGAGGAUUUUAUGUACGUUCUGAUGUACAACUGCCAGACGUUUGGGCAGGACAGCUUUUGGAACUUGGCUAAGAAUGUGCAGCCCGGAGGGGAUUUAGAAUGUACUGAAAAUAGUUUUCCUUUGGUUCUUUGCAAAUGUUCUUUCUUGUAUCAGAACCUCCAAAGAAGCGUUUUGGGCUGUUUUCUUAGUUUAGUGUUUAUGUUUGACUGUUAUUGUUUGAAAGGAGUAUUUUGCAACUCGAUUAUAGUGUUGUAUGAAAAAGGGGGAAGCAAUGGAGUUUCCGUAUGAGAUUUCAGCUUGUUUUACAUCCUUGGCAAACACUGAAACCUUGGGGCCUGCCAAACUUCGUCCAUGUUGGUUAUGUACAAAGGCAGAAACAUUUCUGUUUGUAGCUUUGAACUAGAGAUUAAUGAUUAUUUUUGCUAAAACCACUUUCAGCUUUGGGAUUUAUUUUUCAUCUGUUUCAAUUUCAAGUCUUCAACCUCUUUUCUCUCAGCUGAUUUGCACCUGUCCAUGUCGCUGAGCUUCCAAAACGCAAUUCCAGGCUCUGCCAUAGACUGUCCUGCUGUAGGCUUGCAGGUCAUUGGUUUUCUACACAGCUUAGUUGGUUGUCUGAAAGUUACAGCUCAUUCAUAUAACUAAGCCUAAUCCAAAUGGCAUGGGGAAUAGUCUUUUCAUAAUCCUCAGGGUUUUGUUGGGCACCGCAUGGCUGCACUGUGCUGUUCCUGUUCUGAUUUAGUUCUAUUUUUAGUAUGUUAUAGAAUGACCAAUUCUAAGCAACUUUUCAAUUGUUGUUUUUUUUUUAUAUUUUUUUUUAUUAUUUGUCUUCUUCUGGCGCUUUCCAGCUGUCAAAUAGGGGUCACUGAAAAAAACAAAUUAUCUGUAAAGCUACACAUUUAUUGUUAUUACUACUUUUUAUUAUUCAUCUUUCUAUUCAGGCCUCUUUUAUUCAUAUUCCAUUUUCUUAUUCAAAUCAAUGCAUGGUUGCUAGGGUAAUUUUGACCCUAGCAACCACAUUGCUGAAAUUGCCAACAGGAGAGCUGCUGAAUAAAAAGCAAAAUAACUCAAAAACCCCAAAUAAAAAAUGAAAACCAUUUGCAACUUGUCUCAGAAUAUCACUCUCUGCUUCAUACUAACAGUUAACUCAAUGGUAAACAACCCCUUUAAUUAGCCAUAAUUUUUCCUCUAGGCAGCACUUCCUAUGACUGUAGACAUAGGGAUUAAUAUUUUUUCGUGGGUUUUUCAGGGACGUGGACCUGAAAUGCGGUUCAUCCAAGGCACAGCCCC